Phyllotreta striolata is the source of this 1574-nucleotide messenger RNA. Lineage: Eukaryota; Metazoa; Arthropoda; Insecta; Coleoptera; Chrysomelidae. The record is from the annotation of a GenBank genome assembly.
AAGUAGUUAGGUAGUUAAAACAACGUUUAUUUCAGCUCACUGAUAACGAAAUGACCGUUAUAACAGGAGACAGUUUAUUCGACAGCUUUUUGGCAUUAGUUACGUUUACACUAACAUUUGUAGUCUAUUACAAAAGGGCGUUUAGGUAUUGGAAAAACAGGGGCGUACCGUUCCCUAAGCCUACAAUCCCAUGGGGCAGCCUUCAGUCUUACUUCACACCGAAAAUGUCCAUGGGCGAUGAGUUUGCGGCCAUUUAUCGCGAAACCCGGGAAAAAGGUUUAAAACAUGUUGGUUUAUUUACCAUGACAUCUCCACUUUACGUGCCCGUUGAUGUUGAGUUGGUAAAGCAAGUUUUAAUAAAAGAUUUCCACUAUUUUACCGACAAAGGUAUUUAUGUCAACGAAAAGGACGAGCCAAUAGGCGCACAUUUAUUCGCCAUAGGCGGACAAAAGUGGAGAAACCUAAGGAGCAAAUUCACUCCGUCUUUCACUUCUGCCAAAAUGAAAAAAAUGUACAAAACUGUGAUAAACGUAGGAAAUGCGAUGGAAAUGCAUCUAAACAAAAAAAACUUACAGGAUCCCGUUGAUAUUAGACAAAUUUUAUGCGACUUCACCAUAUCCACCAUAGCCACCUGCGCCUUCGGCUUGAAAUGCGGAGACUUCGAUAGGCCGAAUCCUUUCGCUGGCAUGGCCAAAAGGAUGGUCAAUCGAACCAUCAUCGACGAUGUAAAAUUCGCAAUAGCGGUGAAUUACCCGAAUUUCGCCAAAGCGAUCCGAUUGACUUGGAUACCGGCUCUCAUAAAGGACUUUUUCACGAGGAUCGUCGAAAAGACCGUGAGAUAUCGGGAGGAAAACGGGAUUGUCGUGCCCGAUUUCUUGCAGUCUAUGAUCGAUUUGAAGGGAGAUCGUGGGAGAGAGGUUUUAGGAGAUGGAAAUUCGGUGACGAUGGAGGAAAUCGUAGCCCAAAGCUUCGUGUUUUUCGUAGCCGGAUACGAAACUAGCGCCACCACGAUGUCCUGGACGUUGUUUGAGCUGGCUCAUAAUCCUGAGUGUCAGGAUAGAGUUAGAGAGGAAUUCACGAAUAUCCUGGAUAAAUACAACGGAGAAAUGACCUAUGAGGCUUUAAACGAACUGGUUUAUUUGAGGCAAUGCAUUGACGAAACUUUAAGGAAAUAUCCUCCCGUUCCGUACCUAACAAGAGAGUGCGUACGGGAUUAUAAAGUACCGGAAACGGAAGUGGUAAUCGAAGAGGGCGUUAAAAUCGUGAUUCCAGUUAGGGGGCUUCAUUACGAUGAGGAAUAUUUCAGUGAUGCAGAAAAAUACGAUCCAGACAGAUUUUCGGAACGCAAUAAGGAAAAAAUCAAGUUGUGCACGUAUUUACCGUUCGGUGAAGGUCCUAGAUUGUGCAUUGGUAAGAGAUUCGGCAUUAUGCAGACGAAAAUCGGAAUAUUUUACAUACUGAAAAACUACAGGAUUUCGGUCAGCAGGAAAAUGAAAAUGCCCGUAAAGCUUACGACUGCAUUCAUUCCGCAAGCGGAAGGGGGGCUGUGGUUGGAUUUCGAAAAAAUCAAAUGA